AUGGCCACCAGGGGAGUGAACUUCGCCAGGAGGGAGGGCGCAGCCCCGGGUGGGGACGGCGGCCACGGCGCGCGGUGGCCGUGCCGGCAGGCAGUGGCGCGCGCGGGCGAAAACGAGGGAGGGCUGUGGUGCGUGACCCGGAGCGGCGACCGGCGCUCGAGCAGAAGCGGGCGCAACAGGGGAGGCGAGCGGGGUGGUCUGCGGCAGCAGCAAGCGGAGGGAGCCGAGGGGCCGCCGACGACGAGCGACGCAGGCGCGAGUGUCCGUGGGCGCGGUCCGGCGUGCGACGAGCAUGGCGCGGCGUCCGCGGCGACGGCGACCAGCGUGGUGUGGUACACUGGACAGAGAGGAGGGGAGUGGAGGCCGGGGGCCUCACCGGCGGCUGCAGGGGAUUGGAAGUGGGCUCAAGCUCGAGGGGGAGGACGGGGACGACGUGCGGCGGGGCGACGAGGUCCGGCGGCGUAG
Messenger RNA from Aegilops tauschii subsp. strangulata, 465 nucleotides. Lineage: Eukaryota; Viridiplantae; Streptophyta; Magnoliopsida; Poales; Poaceae. The record is from RefSeq and is a predicted model, not a curated record.